Molecule: messenger RNA, 942 nt
Organism: Phytophthora infestans T30-4
Lineage: Eukaryota; Oomycota; Peronosporomycetes; Peronosporales; Peronosporaceae
Exons: 4
Coding region: 1-942 (313 amino acids)
Molecular function (GO): nickel cation binding
Source: RefSeq, a predicted model, not a curated record
AUGGGCGAUCACGCCACGCCAACUGAGGGCCAGACUACUGGUAAGCUCAAGUACGAACUUGUGGAAGGCCGCACUACCGCCACACACGUAUACGCGACGUAUCCGCUCAAAUUUCUGCACCCGCGACGAACCAUCCACCAGAGCUUCGACACAUACAUCACGUAUAUUUUGGGCUACGGGGGAGGUCUUGUGGGCGGCGACUCCAUUGUCGUGGAAUGUGAACUCGGUCCCGGCACGUCAGUUGUUAUGGGGACACAGGCUACCACGAAGGUGUUUAAAUCUGAUGAUGAGGGCCAGUUUGUAUCGCAAACGUUCUCGCUCAAGGUUGUUGCCAACGCCACGCUGGCAUUUCUCCCUGACCCCGUGACCUGCUUCGAGAGUGCGAAGUACCGACAAUCCCAAGUGUUUCAUCUUGAAAGGAAUGCGAAUUUGGUCUUCGUAGACUGGUUGACGAGCGGUAGAAAACGAAACUACUUGACCACGGGAUCUGUCCGUGACAACCGAACCGAGACGCUUGAGCACUGGGAUUUUAGCGAAUACGAUUCGACGUCAGAGGUUUUUGUUGGUGGUGAGCGUCUUGUGACGGACCGCGUUCGACUUGCAGACGAAGAAGAUGUGAGCCUUCGCCAGCGUAUGUACAAUAUGCAUGUGCUAGGUUUGAUGGUGAUUGUCGGCUCCAAACUGAAGGUUAUCAUGGAUCAGCUCCUGGAGCUGAGCACCCGCAAGAAACUCCACAAUGCACGGGACAUCACUCCUCAAGGACGUCUUGCGACGGCCAAUACGUUUCCUGGGGUGAUCGCAUCUGCAAGCUCCCUGGGGGAGAACUCAGUCAUGGUGCGGUUCUGUGGACAAGAUGUGGAGGCAGCGAUGGCCUAUGUCAAGGCCAUGUUGGAGCCAUUGAGGGAGAUUAUAGGCUUUACUCCUUACCAGGAGAAUCGAUAA